Molecule: messenger RNA, 981 nt
Organism: Dracunculus medinensis (Guinea worm)
Lineage: Eukaryota; Metazoa; Nematoda; Chromadorea; Rhabditida; Dracunculidae
Source: the annotation of a GenBank genome assembly
AUGGGUAUUUGGGAUGAUUCAUUUUGGCUGCCUGAAAAUGUCACUUGGAAUGAUCUGAAAUCAACUUCAGCCGUCAGAUAUCCUGAUGUUAAUGAUUUAUAUUAUGUUAUCAAAUACACUUUAAUUUUAUUAUUUGUGCGAAUACUCGUGGAAUCUUUUAUAUUUUUACCGCUUGGAAUAUUUUUUGGUUGGGUAGAUGUAUCUUAUGGUACAAUUAAUCGGAUUUCUGCACAUUUAUGCUUCGGAUUUGCUGGAAAAAGUAAAUUUAAACGUGUAGCCGAAACAGCAUGGCGUUUCCUUUUUUAUUCUUGCAUAUGGCUCGCUGGUCUGUUUAUACUAUGGAAUGAACCACAAAUGCGCGAUGUAGCAGAAUGUUGGCGUAAUUGGCCUCAUCAUCCGAUAAGCGAAUCUGUUUGGUGGUAUUAUAUUAUUGAAACAUCUUUUUAUUGUGCACUUUUGUUCAGCUCUCUUGCUUUUGAUAUAAAACGCGAUGACUUUUGGCAAAUGACUCUUCAUCAUACAAUAACCAUUAUAUUACUCUUUAUGAGUUUUACAAUGAAUAUGGUUCGUGCUGGAACUUUGGUUCUUUUUUGUCACGAUCUUGCUGAUAUAUUCAUUGAAUUGGGUAAAUUAUUCCGGUAUGCUGGAUGGGAAACGGCUUUAUUGAUCGAUUUUAUUGUAUUUUUUUUUUUAUGGGUAUUGACUAGAUUAAUAUAUUAUCCGUUCUGGUUUAUCCGAUCCGUUUUAUUUGACGCACCUGCACUGAUACAAAGUGAUUAUCGCUGGCAAAAUUUGUUGGAGAAACCCAUUGUUCCUCGUAUUUUGGCCACAAUGCUGUUUUGUUUGCUUAUUUUGCAUAUUUUUUGGACAUAUUUGAUUGUAAAAGUUGCACUUACAACAAUUCAUGGUGGUGAACUUGAUGAUAUACGAGAAUCUGAUGAAACCGGAAAUAAUGAAAAAAGUGCCAAGAAAAAAUUGUAG